Molecule: messenger RNA, 6138 nt
Organism: Oncorhynchus kisutch (coho salmon)
Lineage: Eukaryota; Metazoa; Chordata; Actinopteri; Salmoniformes; Salmonidae
Product: zinc finger protein 319-like
Exons: 2
Coding region: 432-2231 (599 amino acids)
Biological process (GO): regulation of transcription by RNA polymerase II
Cellular component (GO): nucleus
Molecular function (GO): DNA-binding transcription factor activity, RNA polymerase II-specific; sequence-specific DNA binding
Source: RefSeq, a predicted model, not a curated record
GGUUGAACGGACUGAAAAAUAAGAACAACCUUACAUUAUGAUACAGAAGGGAGGGGAAAUGUAGCUAUAACAUUUGAAUCUACACCCCGGGGAGUGAUGCAGGCUGUGGAGAUUUCCGGUGUACAUUAUUAGUGGAUGGCGUUCCGCUCUCAUCUCGCCACCGUCCUCCGCCAGCCGAAAUAUUUAUCGGAAGGUCGACUCCUGUCCUGGCACCAGAGGAAGAUGACUGAGAGCCAUACCGAAAUGGUUUCUGCCCUUUUACUAGUGGACGACCAGAGGUGUAUCACCUAUUGAUAAGAGCCGGUAGAAAACACACCUGUUGGACAUCACCAGCCCGACCAAAACCUGCCCCCAUAGCCGGGCCUUAUUGGAUACUCCUGGGCCUCCCCUUCACACAGUCAAAACUGAAUCAAUACGUGCGAAGCAGCAGGAUGACUGAGGCGUGGCAGCAGCACGCAGUGGCUCCCCCACCCACCGUGGUGCACAACCUCCCCCCGGGCUCCGACAGCGCCCUGGGCUGUGCCGUGUACGGGAUCGUCCUCCAGCCGGAUGUGGCAUCCCUCCAGCAGCAGCCCCAGCAUGGCCAGCAGCAUGCCGUACCCGCCCAGCAGCCUUCCCUACAGGUAGGAGGCGAGGGAGGGCACAAGUGCGGAGCCUGCGGCCAUGACAUAUCCCACCUAGCUAAUCCACAUGAGCACCAGUGUAUGGGGACCGGGGAUCGGUCGUUCCAGUGUACCCAAUGUAUGAAGAUCUUCUGCCAGGCCACUGAUCUGUUGGAGCAUCAGUGUGUACAGGUGGAGCAGAAGCCGUUUGUGUGUGGCGUGUGUAAGAUGGGUUUCUCUUUGCUCACCUCGCUGGCACAGCACCACAACGCCCACAACAACGGCAACAACCCCAUGAAGUGUUCCAUCUGUGAGAAGACCUACCGCCCAGGUUCUGGCAACAACACCCCCACCUCCUCCGCAGCCAACCCGUCCACCGGCGAGGCCUCCAGUGGCGGGGCAGCGUGCGGAGCGUCAGCCCCUACGGCGUUUGAGGCUUCGGGACCAGACAGGCCCUACAAGUGCUCUGUGUGCCACAAGGGCUUUCGGCAUCUGUCUGAGCUGUCGCGACACGAGCGUGUGCACACGGGGGAAAAGCCUUACAAGUGUGACACCUGUGACAAGAGCUUCAGCCAGUCCUCUCACCUGGCCCACCACCAGCGCACCCACAGCUCAGAGCGGCCCUACAAGUGUGCCGUCUGUGAAAAGUGCUUCAAGCACCGCUCACACCUCGUGCGCCACAUGUACGCCCAUUCCGGCGAGCACCUGUUCAAGUGCAAUUUGUGCGAGAUGCACUUCAAGGAGUCGUCGGAGCUACUGCACCACCAGUGCCAGCCCACAGUGACGUUGGACAGGCCGUUCCGCUGCGGCUCGUGCGGGAAGGGCUUCAAGCGGCCUUCUGAUCUGCGGCAGCACGAACGCACGCACUCCGAGGAACGCCCGUUCCAGUGCGAGGAGUGCCAGAUGAGCUUCAAGCAGCAGUACGCCCUCGUUCGUCACCGCCGCACUCACAAGAACCCGGCCGACCGGCCUUUUAAGUGUAACCUAUGUGACAAGGGUUUCCUGCAACCCUCCCACCUGCUGUACCACCAGCAUGUCCAUGGCAUGGAGAGCCUGUUCAAGUGUGCUUCCUGCCAGAAAGGCUUCAGCCAAUCCGGUGAACUGCUCCGGCACAAAUGCACCGGCUCAGGGUCGGCGUCUGGCUCCGUGACCGCGGCCACGCCGGCGGUGGAGAAGCCCUACAAGUGUGACGUGUGUGGCAAAGGCUACAAGAAGAAGUCGACGCUCCAGCGCCACCAGAACUCCAGCUGUCAGGAGAAGCCGCUGAAGUGCUCCCUGUGCAACCGACGCUUCCUGUCGCCGUCUGAGUUCGUGACACACCGCUGCGACCCGUCACGGGAGAAGCCCCUGAAGUGCCCCGACUGUGAGAAGCGCUUCAAGUAUUCCUCGGAGCUGCAACGGCAUCGCCGCGUUCACACCGGCGAGAAGCCUUACAAGUGCUCCAGCUGCGACAAGAGCUUCAAACAGAGGGAGCACCUGGUGAAGCACCAGGCGGUGCACUCGCGGGAAGCCCAGUUUAAGUGCGUGUGGUGCGGGGAGCGUUUUGUGAACCUGGGAGCCCUCCAGGAGCACACGGUCCAGCACACUGCAGAAGGAGGCGGUUAUCCCACAGCCCCGUGUAUACAGUGAGCAGGUCUGCUGCUGUUGAGCGCCUGUACAGUGUGAACACACGCGGUGACAUGGAACGUUGCCCGACCAAGCAUACAGCAACACUCUUCCUGACACCUUAUUUGUAUAUAACCACACAAUCAUUAUUUACAUUUAGUUACACACACCCACCCCCCCUCCCCCACUCCUUUUGCAUAAACAAUGGUAAAACUCUGCUUAAUCCUAACCAUGAAGUUAUUAUUGACACCUUCUUCCUCACACCAAGGUAAUCGUGCCCAUGUUCUGCCCUUCAUUAGUGACUUCCAACUUCCCAUGACCCUGAUCAACUGAAAACAGUACAUCAACAACCCAUGAUCCAGAUCAACUGAAAACAGUACAUCAACAACCCAUGAUCCAGAUCAACUGAAAACAGUACAUCAACUACCCAUGAUCCAGAUCAACUACCCAUGAUCCAGAUCAACUGAAAACAGUACAUCAACUACCCAUGAUCCAGAUUAACUACCCAUGAUCCAGAUCAACUGAAAACAGUACAUCAACUACCCAUGAUCCAGAUCAACUACCCAUGAUCCAGAUCAACUACCCAUGAUCAAGAUCAACUACCCAUGAUCCAGAUCAACUACCCAUGAUCCAGAUCAACUACCCAUGAUCCAGAUCAACUGUGGUCACCUUGUUGGAUGCAGGAAAAAUGCACCUUGAAAAGGAAUGUUUCAAUCUGAAAAGGCAUUGGAAAUGUUAUCAUGCGUUGUAACAUCACAUACUUAGGAGUUGCUUUUUAAAACAUUUAUGAAAUGAAAUGUUUAAGGAAAUUGGGGUCUUAUUCUCUGACUCCUUUAUGGUCAUAUAAUUUCUUUGCUGUGGUUUGGGUUCAAGUUUUGGCCACACUACGUGUUGAACUCCCCCUUAACCCUCUGGUUGGCUGUUAGUAAUGCCCAAUAAACCCCACCCCUCAUAGACUUAAAUAUAUACGUUUCUGCAUGAGUAUAUUUAAGCAAUAUGGCCCGAGGGGUUGUGGUAUAUGGCCAAUAUACCACGGCUAAGGGCUGUUCUUAUGCACGAUGCAAUGCGGAGCCCUUAGCUGUGGUAUAUUGGCCAUAUACCACGGCUAAGGGCUGUUCUUAUGCACGAUGCAAUGCGGAGCCCUUAGCUGUGGUAUAUUGGCCAUAUACCACAACCCCCUUGAGGUGCCUUUAUAAACUGGUAUCAAUGUAAUUAGAGCAGUUAAAAUACAUGUUUUGUUAUACCUGUAGUAUACCACGGCUGUCAGCCAAUCAGCAUUCAGGGCUCGAACCACCCAAUUUAUAAUUGUGAAAUAUGUUUAUAUUUAGCAUCACUGUUGUACUGUAGUAGCUUAGGUUUGCUUAAAAAAAAAAGGAAAAAAAUGUGACAAGUUAUAUCUUGUGUCCUCUUUGGAAAUCUGUGGUAGAUAAACUGUCUCAUCUCUGUACUAUAAUGAAUAGCAACUACUGUAGUAUGUGUCAAUGGGAAUAUUUCCCCGCAUUCUGGACUACUUUGGCUCCCUAUGUCAUAGAAAUAAACACAUACCAUAUCUCUCUGUCAACGUGGGGCUCCCGAGUGGAACUGCAUCUCAGUGCUAGAGGUGUCCCUAUACAGACCCUGGUCCGAUUCCCGGCUGUAUCACAACCGGCCGUGAUUGAGAGUCCCAUAGGGGGGUGGCGCACAAUUGACCCAGCGUCGUCCGCGUUUGGCCCGGGGGGUAGGCCCGUCAUUGUAAAUAAGAAUUUGUUCUUAACUGACUUGCCCAGUUACAUCAAAUAAAAUGUGCACAGGGAAAUGGGCCGACGAUGCUCACAACCUCUGAGUCCUAUACGUACUGUUUGUACAUAAAUAUUACAUGCUAACACAUUAACAACCUUAGUGGUAGAAGUUGUCAAAAUGUGUUGGAAGAACUGCUUCUGCUACCUGCUUUUCUACCCAGUUGAGUUGAGAUUGUUUUGUGUUUUUGUAUUUAAGCAAAAAAAGGGGUGUGGAGGACAUCCUCCGGUCCGGUGGCAUUGUCCUCCGACAGGUGGGAUCACUCCUACGCUACGCUCGUCCCUCAACCCACAGAGCAGACAGUUGGUCGUAAGUCAACGGCCCACUGGUUUUUGUUUAAACCAGUAAUGUCUACAUCUGGAUUUCAACCUAGCAGUUAUCGUGUGAUUUUAUAAAAAUAAAAAAACACACAUCAAUCUCUUUAUCAUGAUUUUCAUUUGGACAUGUUGGCCUUGGUUUGUGCCUAGGGGGUCUUCAUGUAAACCCUGCCAAGUUAGGGUCCCAAUUACACAAAUUGUUCCCUCAGUUGCCCCUGAAAUAUCUGUGAGAGGACUUUUAUGUUAGUAUGUCUAUAUGUUGAGGUGGAGAAGAAGGAAGUAUGUGAUUAUGUAUGCAAGUUUAUACAUAUGUUGUUGUUGUCUUAUAUUGUUUUAUGAAUGUGUAUUUGGAAGGAGAUAAAAAAAGAAACCGUAUGCUCACAAUGUGUAUUUGGAAUGAGGAUAUGAAACUGAAAGGUUAGCAGUGAGAAUGUCAUGUGGUGGAUUCAUCCUACAUGGCACCCUAUUCCCUAUGUAGUAUACCAGGGCCUCUGGUCAAAAGUAGUGCAAGCUAUAGGGAGUAGGGUGCAACUUGGGAAGAAGUUUUAUGUUUGACCUGGGUAGGAUGAUGAGGUAGUCAAGUCACUUGUGUCUGCAGCUAGGCUAUGAGCGUGUUUGACACUUGUGUCUGCAGCUAGGCUAUGAGCGUGUUUGACCCUUGUGUCUGCAGCUAGGCUAUGAGCGUGUUUGACCACUUGUGUCUGCAGCUAGGCUAUGAGCGUGUUUGACCCUUGUGUCUGCAGCUAGGCUAUGAGCGUGUUUGACCCUUGUGUCUGCAGCUAGGCUAUGAGCGUGUUUGACCACUUGUGUCUGCAGCUAGGCUAUGAGCGUGUUUGACCCUUGUGUCUGCAGCUAGGCUAUGAGCGUGUUUGACCCUUGUGUCUACAGCUAGGCUAUGAGCGUGUUUGACACUUGUGUCUGCAGCUAGGCUAUGAGCGUGUUUGACCCUUGUGUCUGCAGCUAGGCUAUGAGCGUGUUUGACCCUUGUGUCUGCAGCUAGGCUAUGAGCGUGUUUGACACUUGUGUCUGCAGCUAGGCUAUGAGCGUGUUUGACCCUUGUGUCUGCAGCUAGGCUAUGAGCGUGUUUGACCCUUGUGUCUGCAGCUAGGCUAUGAGCGUGUUUGAACCUUGUGUCUGCAGCUAGGCUAUGAGCGUGUUUGACCCUUGUGUCUGCAGCUAGGCUAUGAGCGUGUUUGACCCUUGUGUCUGCAGCUAGGCUAUGAGCGUGUUUGACCACUUGUGUCUGCAGCUAGGCUAUGAGCGUGUUUGACCCUUGUGUCUGCAGCUAGGCUAUGAGCGUGUUUGACCCUUGUGUCUGCAGCUAGGCUAUGAGCGUGUUUGACCCUUGUGUCUGCAGCUAGGCUAUGAGCGUGUUUGACCCUUGUGUCUGCAGCUAGGCUAUGAGCGUGUUUGACCCUUGUGUCUGCAGCUAGGCUAUGAGCGUGUUUGACCCUUGUGUCUGCAGCUAGGCUAUGAGCGUGUUUGACAUCGGAGCCAAAACAUUUUUUAAAGGCGUGAACGACUAAUCUACAAAUCACCUUGAAUCAUAAUUAACUACUCAAAUGUUAGUUGCAGAUCGGUCAGUCGGUCACAAUUUCCCCAUGAUGCAUCACGGUUUUGAUGCUCUCGACAGGCCUUCUGCAUGCCAACGCUGGUCAAAUAUGUCCCAGUCUGUGCGUCUGCCUCUGCUGCCAUCAAUUUUUGUCAACUGGGAGAUAUAGACGAUGACAUCAUUCUGUGGCUUAAUCUGUGUAGGCUACAUUCAAUCUUGAAUGAUAUGUACAGUAUAUCAUGUUCAUAUACACACUGCACUAACAAAAUAAACAAAUCUUACAAUA